This is a messenger RNA of Lytechinus variegatus (green sea urchin), 6046 nucleotides long. Its product is annotated as putative glutamate synthase [NADPH]. Gene Ontology annotation, molecular function: glutamate synthase activity; iron-sulfur cluster binding; oxidoreductase activity, acting on the CH-NH2 group of donors, NAD or NADP as acceptor. Bases 255 to 4511 code for a protein of 1418 amino acids. The transcript is spliced from 25 exons. The record is from RefSeq and is a predicted model, not a curated record. NCBI's taxonomy places the organism in Eukaryota, Metazoa, Echinodermata, Echinoidea, Temnopleuroida, Toxopneustidae.
AGACCAUUGAUACCACAUUCCCAGUAGAAGCCGGAUUUGCAGGACUUGUUCCAGCCAUAGACCGGAUCUGUGCCGAGUGUUCUGAAGCAGCAGACCAGGGCUACACUCUGUUGGUCUUGUCUGACAGAGCUGCCGGUCCAGAAAGAGUGCCAGUCAGCUCUCUGCUAUCCUUGGGAGCAACCCACCACCACCUGAUCAAGACCAGACAACGUCUUCACGUCGGUCUCAUCGUCGAGACCGGGGAGGCCCGUGAGAUGCACCACCUGUGUCUUCUACUGGGAUACGGUGCCGAUGCCAUCUGUCCAUACCUCCUGUAUGAGUGUCUGAUCAGCCUCCACGAGCAGAGUCUACUAGGAGUGGACUUCGGGAUCAAGGAGAUUCAGAAGCGGGUCAUUGCAGCAACGGAGAAGGGCAUCUCUAAGGUGAUGGCCAAGAUGGGUAUCUCCCUUCUACAGAGCUACAAGGGAGCUCAAAUCUUUGAAGCAGUGGGUCUCUCCCAGGAGGUGAUUGACAAGUGUUUUGUUGGGACAGCAUCUAGGCUUGGAGGGGCUACCUUUGAGAUCCUAGCAGAAGAGGCCUUUGAAAGGCACAGAGUGGCAUAUGCUGAACUACAAGGAGAUAUAUCUACGAAUCUCGAGGGUGGAUCGUACCACUGGCGUGAUGGGGGUGAGAAGCACGUCAAUGAUCCAGUCAGCAUUGCCAAUUUGCAGGAUGCAGCACGGAACAAGAAUCAGAAUGCCUACACCAAGUUUGUUGAGUCACAGAAAGAAUCAGUUCGUAUGUGUACCUUGAGAGGUCAAUUGGAGAUGGUGCCGAGCGAUGAGCCUCUGGACCUAUCACUGGUUGAGGAAGCUGCAUCUAUCGUCAAGAGGUUCAACACUGGUGCCAUGAGCUUUGGUAGUCUUUCCAUAGAGGCACAUAGCACACUGGCUAAGGCAAUGAACAGAAUUGGUGCUAAGAGUAACACAGGAGAAGGUGGAGAGACAGAAGAUCGUUACCUGCACACCGAUGACCCUAUGGACAACACCCGGUCAGCCAUCAAGCAGGUAGCUUCGGGAAGGUUCGGUGUGACCAGCUCCUACCUGGCCCAUUCUGAUGACUUACAGAUUAAGAUGGCCCAAGGAGCCAAGCCAGGGGAAGGUGGGGAACUUCCAGGAUAUAAGGUCACUGAGGACAUUGCCUCGACCCGUUAUUCCAUCCCUGGGGUGGGGCUGGUGUCCCCUCCCCCUCACCACGAUAUCUACUCCAUCGAGGACCUUGCAGAACUCAUCUACAACCUCAAGUGCUCCAACCCAGAGGCUAGGAUCAGUGUCAAGUUGGUGUCGGAGGUUGGCGUAGGGGUCGUUGCUGCUGGGGUAGCCAAGGGUAAGGCUGAACACAUCACCAUCUCUGGUCACGACGGAGGAACGGGAGCUAGCACAUGGACAGGAAUCAAACAUGCUGGGUUACCAUGGGAACUCGGUAUAGCAGAGACUCAUCAGACGUUGGUUCUAAACAAUCUGAGGUCAAGGGUUGUCUUGCAGACCGACGGCCAGCUGAGGACAGGUAAUGAUGUGGUGAUAGCAGCUCUCCUUGGGGCGGAUGAAUUUGCUUUCUCCACCACACCUCUGAUUGUCAUGGGAUGCACCAUGAUGAGGAAAUGCCAUCUGAACACCUGUCCUGUGGGUGUGGCUACUCAGGAUCCUGAGUUGAGGAAGAAGUUUGAUGGUCACCCAGAGCAUGUAGUAAAUUAUUUCUUCAUGCUUGCUGAGGAGAUCCGUUCACACAUGGCAAAGAUGGGAUUCAGAACCUUCCAGGAGAUGAUUGGCCGAUGUGACAUGCUUCGACCCGUCCAGGAGAAGACCAAUGGGAAGAGCAAACUGCUCAACUUUGACCAAGUCUUGACCAAGGCCUCUGACCUUCGACCCGAUGCUAACCCCAUCGGAGGUACCACCAAGCAAGAAUUUGCCCUGGAUAAGAGAUUGGACAAUCUUCUGAUAGAAAGGGCAGGAGAUGUUCUUAAUGGAGCCAGCAAGCAUGUUGAGAUUAAUAUGGACAUUACCAAUGAGUGCAGGGCCUUUGGAACAACCCUUAGCUUUCACAUCUCAAGGAAGUAUCGCGAGAGUGGCCUUCCUAACAAGUCUAUUGAGAUCAAGUUGAAAGGAUCAGCUGGUCAGAGCUUCUGUGCUUUCCUGGCUAAGGGUGUUCAUGUGGAACUAGAAGGUGACAGCAAUGACUAUGUAGGAAAGGGUCUUUCCGGUGGGACUGUGAUCGUCUACCCACCCCGUGAUGUCCCCGAGGGCUUUGUGUCUGAACUGAACAUCAUUGUAGGCAAUGUGUGCUUGUAUGGUGCUACAAGUGGCAAGGCAUUCUUCAGGGGAUGGACUGCUGAACGCUUCUGUGUCAGGAACUCUGGAGCUCUUGCCAUAUGUGAGGGUGUAGGAGACCAUGGCUGUGAGUACAUGACUGGAGGUAGGGCCAUCAUCCUAGGGGCUACUGGAAGGAACUUUGCUGCUGGAAUGUCUGGUGGUAUUGCCUAUGUAUACAAUGUUUGGAAUGAUUUCUAUCCAAAGUGCAAUACAGAGUCGGUUGUUCUUGAGCCUCUCGUCAAAGACAUUGACAUUACCUUCCUCAAAGAGAGUCUUGCUGAGUUCAUCUCGUACACUGGGUCAAAGGUCGCAACCAUGAUACUAGACAAUUGGGAAACGGAAAGCAAACGAUUUGUAAAGGUCUUCCCCAAUGAAUACCGUAGAGCUCUCCGAGAGAAGAAAGCCAAGGCACUUGCAGAGGAGAAAGCCAGGAAGGAGGCGGAGCUUCUGCAGAAUGGCCUAGCAAAUGGCACCAAUGGCCACUCCUCCAAUGGUGAACUGACCAAUGGUGUGAAUGGAUCGGGAGAUGGAAGGCAUGUGAAGGAGGAGCCCAAGGUGAUAGAUAUCGAGUCAACGAUCCCAGACGUUGAACAGGAGAAGAAGACCAUUCAGAGGGUCUUAGACAAGACCAGAGGCUUUGUCAAGUAUGGAAGAAACAACGACCAGUACCGUAGUGUGGAGGUUCGUAUGAAGGACUGGGGUGAGAUCUACAACCACCGAGGAGUCAAGAAACAACUCAAAGUACAGGCAGCAAGGUGCAUGGACUGCGGGACGCCGUUCUGUCAGGCGCACACUGGAUGUCCGCUAGGUAACAUCAUCCCCUCCUGGAACGAUCUCGUCUUUAAGGAUCAAUGGAAGGACGCCCUCGAGAGGCUCCUAGUGACCAACAACUUCCCAGAGUUCACGGGUAGAUGCUGUCCUGCUCCCUGCGAGGGAGCCUGUGUGCUAGGCAUCAAUGCUCCACCUGUCACCAUCAAGAACAUAGAGUGCGCCAUCAUUGACCACGCCUUCGAGCAGGGAUGGAUCCGCCCCGAGCCCCCUCUCCAUCGGACAGGCAAGAAAGUAGCUGUCAUUGGUAGUGGACCGUCCGGUCUGGCCGGAGCCGCUCAGCUCAACAAGGCCGGUCAUCAAGUGACCGUCUACGAGAGGAAUGACCGAUGCGGUGGCCUACUGAUGUAUGGAAUUCCAACGAUGAAGAUGGACAAGAGUGCUGUUGAACGAAGAAUAAAGCUCAUGGAAGAUGAAGGAGUGACGUUUGUGACCAAUGCCGAGAUAGGAAAGAAUGUCAACGGCUGGGAUCUGAUGAAGGAGAAUGAUGCCGUCUUACUGUGCAUGGGGUCAACCAGGCCUAGAGAUCUGCCAAUACCAGGCCGUGACCUCAGUGGAAUCAAGUACGCUAUGCAGUUCCUUGAACCCUGGCAGAAAAGACAGAUGGGUAACCAGUCUGAUUACAUUGACGCAAAGGGCAAGGAUAUUGUUAUCAUUGGAGGAGGUGAUACCGGUGUGGAUUGUAUUGGCACUUCACUCAGGAUGGAUGCCAAGUCAAUCACCACCUUUGAGAUCUUGACGGAGCCCCCUCCAAGCCGAGCUUCUAACAACCCCUGGCCAACGUGGCCUCGUAUCCUCAGAGUAGAUUACGGUCACUCGGAGGUCAAACUAAAACACGGACAGGACCCAAGACACUUUGAGAUACUCAGUGAGGAGUUCCUUGAUGACGGCCAAGGUAACGUGUCAGGAAUCCGGACCAUCCAGAUCAAAUGGACCAAGGACGCAACUGGACGCUUUAGUAUGGAGAAGAUCCCUGGAACCGAGAAGAUCUUCAAGGCAGACCUGGUCCUGCUUGCCAUGGGCUUCCUUGGACCGGAACAGAGCCUGAUUGAGGAGCUAGGAGUGGACCAGGAUCCGAGAUCCAACAUCCAGACCCCGAACGGGAAGUACCACACCAGUCUCGACAAGGUCUACGCUGCUGGAGAUUGUCGCCGGGGCCAGUCCCUGGUCGUGCAUGCCAUCAACGAAGGUCGCCAGGCAGCUAGGCAGAUAGACCUGGACCUGAUGGGAUCUACCAGCCUAGCUGGACCUGGAGGGGUGGUCUACACACCCGGAACCAAGCUGUCCAACUGCAAGGAUAAGCUGUACCAGCCAAUCAUCGAGGCCAUGGCGUAAUCAACCACCAGAUGAUACCAUAUAGAGAGGUUUUAUGCGUCUCUGUCCAGUCGAACGCACAAGAGAAACCUUUUGUGGAAACCGAACAACCCAGUUUUGGACUCCAAGUGCUCCUAUCAUCACUAGGGCCCAGUAAAUAAUCACCAAUUUAAAACAGCAAUUCUGAUUGGUUCCUAGUCAGUCUACCGAGCAAAAUGUGCAUGCAACGGUAUUCUUGAUAGGCCAUUGAUUACUCGCUGACCUUCGUGUCAUGGGGCCGUGGGGAGCGUUUCAGGAAAGGACUGGAUGUUUAUCCAACAAAAGGUGUUUUGUCCGAGGGUUAACUUUGAAAUUGUCCUUCCCACCCAAUCAAAAUCAAGGAAACUUAUCAGUUCUGACAACUUGUGUUGAUGAACUGCUCUCCGUGAUUCUGUUAAGUGCUUGGAUAUUUCAUCCUCUCCUCUCAAGAUCUGUUCAUUGGCUGGGGGAGAGAAGGGAGGAAAGGAGGGAGAUAUUAUGCGAAGCCAUUCAAGCCUUUAUUUUAUACACUUUUUGAGGUGAAACGGUGACUCGUCGGUUUAGUCUUGUCAUUUGAAGCUGCCAGUCGCUGUUCAGAUUUUCCACAUAGACACUGAAGUAUUGAUUUAUGGGUCCCACUUACCAAUUGGACUAGGGGAGUGUACAUGUAUUUCAGACUGACUAAGGUUGAGUCCAAAAACCUGACUGAGCAGUUAGCUGUCAUUGCUUCAUGAUUUUGCUCAUCUAAGAAACCUUACAAACCUGUUCAUAUUAGAAGGAAGAGGCUGAUGACCUCCAAAUGUUUUAAGCCAUUCCUAGUCAAAUUAUGUACAUGCAUCUGUACUACAGUGUGUGCUCAUGAGAAGCAAUGACGGAAUAUCUCUGUCUUGGAAUGUAAGGUACAACUUACAAGUGGGGUUAACUCAGGGGGCUUUUCCUACUCUUAGACUUACAUUAGGUAAUGUACAUAGGCUUUCCAGCUCAUGUGCUAGAAACACAAGAUGUAUUUCAUGGAAUAAAAAAUACUCAUAAAAUACAUCAAUUUUAGUUUAUAUGAUUGACAAGAGGAGUUUGAAUUGUUUGUGCUGAUAUUUGGGCAAGCGAAUCCCUUGAAAUAUGUGUACUUACUCGGCGUGUCAGAAGUUUAAAAAAAAAUUCUGUAAUGAAUGAGGGAUCAAGUGUCUUCUUUAUCUCUUCUAUAUCUUUAAGUUACCAUAUGCAGGCAACUGUGUGCAAAAUCAUGUUCAUUUUUCUUAAAAAUCAUUGAUCCAUAUUAUCUAUCAUCUUAUCAUCAAUCUGUAAUAUCACCUUUCACAAGUAACAGUGUCUGCCCAUGAAUGUGUUAUCUUUGGGUGCUGAAGUAUUAUGCCAGUGCAAUCUCUGAUGUUUAAUUUUGAUACCUUUUGUCAUUAUGCUUUCCAAUUUUGUAAUGAAUCUUGACUAUUUUGUUUUUUUAUUAUCCCACCAGUAGUCAUAUUUCUCCUUUUUAUCCUGUGAUUUGAUAGAGUUCUGGGGUCCGUUGCAGAAAGAGUUGCGUU